This is a messenger RNA of Mixia osmundae IAM 14324, 1899 nucleotides long. RefSeq lists its product as uncharacterized. Bases 28 to 1506 code for a protein of 492 amino acids. The transcript has 3 exons. Lineage: Eukaryota; Fungi; Basidiomycota; Mixiomycetes; Mixiales; Mixiaceae. The record is from RefSeq and is a predicted model, not a curated record.
CGUUGAGUCCGCGAGCCUCUGCGCAAAAUGCUCGCCCUUGGAUUCGUGCUUGCCGCUGCCGGCCUUGCCGCUUCUGCUCCGGCCGCGACUUUGCCUCAGCCUGACCCAUCUCUGGCUUACUCGGUCACGUUCAACGGUGUUACGUAUGUCAAUAAGGGACUGGUAGGCUAUGGUAGCAUAUCUGCGUCGGCUCUUGAUCAGUUUGGGGACACGCUCGGAGGCCUCGGCAGCGCCAUUGCAAUCAGCCCCAAGUCCUUCAGACGGUCCGGCAAUCGCUAUGCCGGUGCCUUGCUCAUGCAGCCCGACAGAGGGCACAACACGCAAGGUACCGUUGCCUACCCUGCCCGUGUCCAAGCAUUCAGCUUCGUCUUUACGCCAUACUACGCUACCGCCAAUCAGACUUUGGCCCAAGGCGGAACUUCGUUGCCGCUCAACUAUCUCGGCGGACAAGAGUACCAAGACAGGGAAGUUUCGCCCCGUCUGACGACGGGCCUCGAUCCCAAUGGCAUACGCCCAGCCUUUGGCGCUGUACCUGAGCUGCCAAUCGCCACAAGCAAUCUGCCUUAUGGCAAUCUUACAUUCGAUUCUGAGGGCAUCGCGUUUGCAAGCGACGGUUCGCAUUGGGUCUCGGACGAGUAUGGUCCAGCAAUCUAUCACGUGAAUCUUGCCGGAGUGCUGACGGGCGCAAUCCUGCCACCGGCUGCCAUCGUUCCCAUGCAAAAUGGCAAGGUCAACUUCACCGCUCUGGUCGAUCCUACUACCGGCCGAGUAGCCAACCAAGGCUUCGAGGGCCUGACGAUCACGCCUGAUAACACCAUGCUAUAUACCUUGUUGCAGAGCGCUACGGUACAAGAUGGUGGCUCGUCGAAUACCAAGGGGCGCUACACGCGCUUGCUGGGCUACAACAUCGCCAACGUAAACAAGCCUGCCCUUGUCGAGGAGUAUAUCGUGCCUCUACCGACGAGCAGUAAGGGCAAGGUCUAUGCCGCCAGUGAAGUAGCAUACGUCGCUCCGAACACUUUCCUUGUGCUUGCGCGCGAUGGCAAUGGCGACGGUGAUACAGGACCAUCGAAGUACAAGUCUGCCGACCUCAUGUCGACCGCUGGAGCUACCAAUAUCGCCAACACGGCGUAUGACUCGCCGGCUACACCGGCUGCACCGGGCGGUGUUCUGAGCUCCGCGAUCACGCCAGCGACUUACCAAGCCUUCACGACUUAUAUCAACGGCACGCAAUUGGCACGCUUUGGCCUCAACAACGGAGCAACGACGAGCCCAGCGCAGAUUGAUGGCAAAUGGGAGUCUCUCUCGCUUGUCUCUGUACUCGACCCUGCCUACCCGGACGACUAUUUCCUCUUCACGGCCAGCGACAACGACUUUAUCACUACGAACGGCACAAGUGGUGGCGUACCCUACCAGGACCCAUAUGGCUCAGAUGUGCCGACUCAAGUCUUUGUCUUCCGUUUGACACUUCCCGGUGCCAAUGUUGCUACCUACACGCAAGCAUAGACACUGAAGCCAGCGAGAAGCAGACAAUCAAAAGCGCAGAGAUGCGCCAUCGAGUAGAAUGCAUGAUUCAAUUACGAGGCGCCUUUGACCUUAUGCGCGUGAGCUCGUAAACAGCACGUCGCGUGUGUCGAACCGUCGAAUCGUAGCGUGUGCCCCUCGCACUUGACGGGGCAGAUACAAACAUCCAUGCUUCAAGAGACGCUCAGUGAUGUCGACAUCGGUCGAGAAAGAAGCUCUGCCAGAUUAUAGUUUUGGCGAGAUCCUGGGCAAAGGUGCCUUCGGGUCGGUCUAUAGAGCCCUCUGUUGGACUACCGGUGAGACGGUCGCUAUCAAGCAAGUCAGUGCAGCGCAGGCUAGUCCACACUUGCGAGCUGAACUCGCAUCAGAUCUCCC